Molecule: messenger RNA, 1622 nt
Organism: Hevea brasiliensis (rubber tree)
Lineage: Eukaryota; Viridiplantae; Streptophyta; Magnoliopsida; Malpighiales; Euphorbiaceae
Product: ADP-glucose phosphorylase
Exons: 4
Coding region: 175-1335 (386 amino acids)
Biological process (GO): beta-D-galactose catabolic process via UDP-galactose, Leloir pathway
Molecular function (GO): zinc ion binding; UDP-glucose:hexose-1-phosphate uridylyltransferase activity
Source: RefSeq, a predicted model, not a curated record
GGGGAAAUUGUAAGGUACGGGCAUAGAAUUCAAUUCCUCAAACUUCUGGGGCCCAAAGACAUAAUUUGCCUUUUAACUACGCUAUAACCAGACCAUAACUUGUAACCAUCAAAGAGCAAGCGGGUCUCAUCACAAGAAGCGGCCGUCAAGAUCCAAACAAAAGACAACGGAAACAUGGCAUCACCAGCGCCCGCUCAAACACGGAGCCCUGAACUCAGGCACGAUCCUGUCACUAACCGGUGGGUCGUUUUCUCACCCGCCCGAGCCAAACGACCCACUGAUUUCAAAUCCAAAAUCCCUGAAAACCCUAAUCCUAGCAACAAUUCCUGCCCUUUCUGCAUCGGCAACGAGCAUGAGUGUGCCCCCGAAAUCUUUCGGGUUCCACCCGACCCGGGAAACCCAGAAUGGAAGAUCCGGGUCAUCGAGAAUCUUUACCCGGCGUUGAGCAGAAACCUUGAUAACCCAUCCGAGCAAAGCCUUGGAUUGGAUUGUCCGGGUCGGAUAUUAAACGGGUUUGGUUUCCACGAUGUGGUGAUAGAGGUUCCGUUUCAUUCGGUCCAGCUUCGGGAUAUGGAAACGAGAGAGAUUGGCGAUGUUUUGCUCGCGUAUAAGAAGAGGAUUGAGCAGAUUAUGAGCUGUGAAUCCAUCAAAUACGUGCAGGUGUUCAAGAACCAUGGUGCUUCUGCUGGGGCAUCAUUGAGUCACUCUCACAGUCAGAUAAUUGCUCUCCCCAUCGUACCUCCUUCCGUUUCCGCUCGACUUGAUGGUACAAAGGAGUACUUCGAUAAGACAGGGAAAUGUUGUCUCUGUGUAGUUCACAUCGAAAAGCUUUUAAUUGAUGAGUCAACUCAUUUUAUCUCAAUUGUUCCUUUUGCUGCCACGUUUCCAUUUGAGAUAUGGAUCAUUCCUCGGGAUCACUGUUCUCAUUUCCAUGAAUUAGGUUGUGAGAAGGCUGUUGAUCUUGGGGGUUUGCUAAAGCUCAUGCUUAGAAAGAUGUCUGUGCAAUUGAAUAACCCACCAUUCAAUUUCAUGAUCCAGACAGCUCCACUUCGGGUUAAAGAAUCACAAUUACCUUAUACUCACUGGUUUUUACAGAUAGUGCCUCAAUUGACUGGUGUGGGAGGGUUUGAAAUCGGAACUGGUUGUUACAUAAAUCCUGUUUUCCCUGAAGAUGCAGCAAAAGUUCUGAGAGAAGUUAAUCUUCCAAAGGAUGUAAUGCAAGACAGACGGAAAGCUAAGUGGACUGUACCUUUUGAGAAUCAUCAAAAUUUUGAGCAUCAUGGUAUGAAAAGGGAGCGAAUAUCUGUAGAAACAAUGGGGUAUGACGGUAUCUAGUGCAUUUUCUAAUCCUUUUCUUGGAGCAGGAUUCUUUUGUGCCGAAUUUUUUUACUGUAAAAUUCAAUUUUCUUCCACGAUUAAAAAAAAGCUUAAAAUAAGAAAGGGGGAAUCAUUUUGAGCCUGAUCUUAGAACAGAAAUUUCCUUCCCUCUGUUAGUUUUUGCUUGGCUGGAAUAGUGACAAUGGACUGUAUCAUUUGUAAUCUAUUGGGAUUUAAAUUGGAUACCUCACAAUUUUAUAGAUGAACUUUUCUAUAUACAAGAUAAUAUUGUGAUUUGAUCGUAA